UCACUCCUCCUCCUCCUCUCCCCAGCCCCUCCCUUUCCGUCCCCUGCUCGCCUCUCUCCUCUCCAGUCUUGCCUGCCUGUCAGAUCGGUGCUCCAGUGUCGGAGGCUAGGCUACCCUCCUCCUUCUGCUUCUUCUUCUUCUUCUCUUCUUCUCCUCCUCCUUCUCCCCGGACCCCGUUACGAGAGAGCCAGCCGCCGUCGUACCCCAAGGCUCGGGCUCCGCCGCCUCUCUCACAGCCACGACCAUGGCGACCCCCGUGACUUCCACCAGGUUCACCGACGAGUACCAGCUGUACGAGGAGCUCGGGAAGGGAGCUUUUUCAGUGGUGCGUAGGUGUGUAAAGAAGUCAUCAGGACAGGAGUAUGCUGCAAAAAUCAUCAACACUAAGAAGCUGUCUGCCAGAGACCAUCAGAAGCUUGAGAGAGAGGCUCGUAUCUGCCGUCUCCUGAAGCACCCCAACAUCGUGAGACUCCAUGACAGCAUUUCAGAGGAAGGCUUUCAUUACCUAGUCUUUGACCUGGUGACAGGAGGAGAGCUUUUUGAAGACAUUGUAGCCAGGGAGUACUAUAGCGAGGCUGACGCCAGUCAUUGCAUUAGUCAGAUCUUGGAGAGUGUCAAUCAUAUCCACCAGCAUGAUAUUGUGCACAGAGACCUCAAGCCUGAGAACCUGUUGUUGGCCAGUAAGAUGAAGGGAGCUGCAGUGAAGCUGGCAGACUUUGGCCUAGCUAUUGAAGUGCAGGGAGACCAGCAGGCUUGGUUUGGGUUUGCGGGCACCCCUGGUUAUCUCUCGCCUGAAGUCCUGAGGAAGGACCCCUAUGGCAAACCUGUGGACAUAUGGGCUUGUGGUGUUAUUCUCUAUAUCUUGUUAGUGGGAUAUCCUCCAUUCUGGGAUGAAGAUCAGCACAAACUUUAUCAGCAGAUCAAAGCUGGGGCCUAUGAUUUCCCCUCCCCAGAGUGGGACACAGUGACUCCAGAGGCAAAGAACCUGAUCAACCAGAUGUUGACCAUCAACCCAGCCAAGAGAAUCACUGCCGAACAGGCCCUCAAACACCCAUGGGUCUGCCACCGUUCUACAGUGGCAUCCAUGAUGCAUAGACAGGAAACUGUGGAGUGUCUCCGCAAAUUCAAUGCUCGCCGAAAACUCAAGGGAGCCAUUCUCACCACCAUGCUGGUGUCCAGAAACUUCUCAGUGGGCCGGCAGCAUACCAACUCUGCUGCUGCCGCCUCCUCCACGGCCUCACUGGCUCAGGAAGCAUGCAAGAGUUUACUGAACAAGAAGUCAGAUUCUGCUAAGCCUUCUACCAACAACAGUAAGAACAGUAUAGUGAGCGCCAUCAAUGCCCUGAAAGACUCCAACAUGGCAACCAACGCUACAAUGGAAUCGCAGAGCACAGUGGUGCACAACCCUCCCGAUGGAGUUAAGGGAUCAACAGAGAGCAACGCCACCAACGACGAGGAGGAAAUGAAAGGUAGGAAAGCGGACAGUUCGGCGCUGAGUCAGAGCAGCGCCACAGAGGAGAUGCCCCCACUUCUGCCCUCACCUCAAAGCUCACCUGCCAUUCCACCGCAUGACGUAAAGCGCAUGGCAUGGAACAGCACAGGCAACAGCUCCUGCCCCGAGUCUGAGCUCUCACAGUCCUCCAUGCCUGCUGCUCCAAUAAGGAGCAUGACUGUCGCUGCUAAAAGCAACAAUAAGCAGACCCGUAAACAGGAGAUCAUCAAGAUAACCGAGCAGCUGAUUGAAGCGAUCAACAAUGGAGAUUUCGACGCCUACACGAGGAUCUGUGACCCUGGACUCACCUCUUUUGAACCUGAGGCCCUGGGGAACCUGGUGGAAGGGAUGGACUUUCACAAGUUCUAUUUUGAAAACUUGCUGAGCAAGAACAGCAAGCCCGUGCACACCACCCUGCUCAACCCGCACGUGCACCUGAUCGGCGAGGACGCGGCGUGCAUCGCCUACAUCCGGCUCACACAGUUUGUGGACACCACGGGCCACCCCCGCUCCAGCCAAUCAGAGGAGACCCGGGUGUGGCACCGUCGCGAGGGCAAGUGGCUCAAUGUUCACUUCCACUGCUCAGGAGCACCUGCUGCACCACUCCAGUGAUCAGUGGUCCUGAGCCUCCAGUCUACUGGAGUGUGUGUUUUGGGGGGCAGUUUUUUUCAGCGAGCGUGUUUAUGAGGCACGUCCUCUGCGUGGAUUGGCUUGUGCCAGGAGCCCGGCCGGGCGAGAACGCACCCCUCUCCACGAUACCAACCAAUCCUGUCCCUCCUUUGACCUGCUGGGGGCCGGCUGAACACAAGACACCGCCCCCAUGGGAUGAUGCAUGCAUCUGGCGCCUGAUUGGAGGGCGCGUCUUUGCCCUCUAUCCCUCCCCUGGCAGCCAUCUUUUUUCUGCCCGCGCGAGAUGAGACGUCCCGGGGGAGGAGAGGAUUUACAGUUGAACUUGUGACAGUUUAUGAGUAUGAGUUAUGAAUAUACUGUGUAAAUUAUGACUAGAUGUACCAGAAACCACCAAAACCCAACCAAGCAUUUAUAUUCACUAUCUAAUAAGGGAGGAACAGAGAGGCGUGUGAAGUUAGCAGCUGAGAUUUUGGACACAUUUUUUGGCAUUCUAGGGAUAACCGGGUAGAAAGUGUUGUGCUCGUCACCCGGACGUUGAUGUAAAGAUGUAGGGAGAUUUUCCCCAACUGAAUUAAAGAGGGGGGAAAAGAAUCAAGUCGUCUCAGUCAGAGAACUUGAUGACGAGAGAAACUUGAUAUCAAAAACAAGAAGCACCAAAGUGUAGAACUUUAGGCUUUUUAUGUGUUUUCGUUUUUUGUGUGAUUGUUUUCUUCCCGACAGAACGGGGAAAAAAAACGUGUUGUCGUGGGGCGGGGGCGUCUGAUUUGAGGUUCCGUGUUUUGUUGUGUUUUUAACGUCUUGUUCUCUUUUCGUUCCUGUGAAUAACCAGAGCCUUUUUUUUGUUUUUUGUUUUGUUGUCCUGGUCUUGAUUGAUCUGACACUCGAGGCUCCUUUUUUAAAGCAGCUGUUUUUAAAAAGAGGGAUUUUACUGUGCAAGUUUAAAGCUAACCUGUGCGUUCUGUUGUGUCCGUUUGCAUCGUGGAGGGAGAGCGUGGGCCAGCGAAGGCGUCUGCGUUUUGCACAUUUGCCGCCUCUCCCUCGCUCCCCCCCUCCUGCUCUCUCCCCCUUUUCCUCGCUCUUAAACCACCUUCCCGCCUGCUCUUUUUCUCUGCUUUCUGCAAGGGCCUGGUGUGUUUAUAUUCACUGUGUAAAUACAGUGUAUGUAUAGAUAUAUGUAGAAAAGUGUAAUAUAUGUACAUGUAUCUAUGAGACACUCAUCCUGUGCAUCUGGGUGUAGGAAUCACUCACGACCUCUGUGACCCCCGAGCUCCCUUUUACUCACAGAUUUCAAAUCGCUGUUAUUUUUCUUCCUUAAAAUACUUCCUUAAGAAAUCAGUAGCUCUGGAUGUUUUUAACGAUAAACAUGAAACACACACACUCCUUUAAGUGACCGGCUCGAGUCCCACGGCGCUGAGACUGUUUUUAACGAUGGGGAAUAAAAGAAGGAUGAGAUUAGUUUGACCCCCCCUCUGCCCAAAAAGUUUUAAAUAUGAAAACCUGAAUCAUAGCUUUCUUAACUCCCUGAUCCCACAAUGCUGUGAGCCGUCUCUUCAUAUCAUAUGCACACACACACACACACACACACUUAGACACUCACACUCGCCUGGUGGUGUGUCUAGGCUUUGUAACAUAUCUGCACCACUACUGUGCGACCAGGGCACCACCCUUGCUGUGCUGCUUUAUUGUCUCCAUCCAUCAGCGACACUUGUAUCUUAAACCCCCCCUCUCCCUCUCCUUUCUCCUCCCCCUGAUAUCUCUAACCCCGGUGUACCCACAAUUCCCUGCUCUUGAGAUGUUUAGUUGUACCUCUCUGUUGUUUCUCUGUUUCCCGUGUUACUGGUUUGACUUUUCUUUUCAAAAUUUUUAUUUUAUUACUAUGAUUAUGUCGUUGUCGUCGCUGUUGCUGUUGACUUGUCGUUUUGGUAAUUUGCCGAUCUGCCAAGCUGGAGUUCUGCACUCUCCCUCAAACACCGGAAUUUCAGAAAAUAGAAAAAAACUAAACAUUUUCGAAAAAGGGAAAAGAGGGAGAAAACAUAGACAACACAAAAUUUUACAGAUUUGAAUGAUCCUAGAUUGAUCAGGACUAAAUUAUUUAUUAAUGUAAUCUACCCUCGGUGGUUUUAAAUCGUGCCUGCUCAGUUGAGAGGAGUGUUGAAAGCCAGAGAGAGAGAGAAAGCGUUGGUGUGGGUGUGCAGGUUUCUGUGACCUCCACUGUCGAACCGGAGCGGGAGACCUAGUUAUAUGCAUGUUUCAGUUACGCAUUUCUACCAUGUACCUACCUGAAUAAGGAUGGAGAGCUAGUGUUAAUAUAUGAUAUUUGCAUCUUUUGAAAUAAGAAUUUCCUCCAUCCAGAAUGUUGAAUAGGUGACAUGAAAAACAACAAAAAAAAAGCAAAAUUACAAAAAAAAAGAUUAAAACAAACGGAUUCAGGAGCCGUAGCUUGGUAUGAGGCCCUUGAUGUUAGCGUUUUCCCUGCGUUGUAAUGAUAUACUAUUGGGCUGCGCUUUCUCCCCCAGCCUUCACAUGGAUGCUGGAGUUUUUUUGCAUGAUCAUGAUGUACAAUGAAAUACAACCAUGAAUUGACGACUAUCAAGUGUUUGUCUGAGUGUUAGUUGGUCUUCAUCAUAGCUUUGUUAUUCUUCGAACUUGGAUCUUGAAAGUAUUUAAUAAAAAUACUAUUUCAGCACUG
Messenger RNA from Hippoglossus stenolepis (Pacific halibut), 4811 nucleotides. RefSeq names its product calcium/calmodulin-dependent protein kinase type II subunit gamma. The record is from RefSeq and is a predicted model, not a curated record. The coding region runs from base 245 to 2104 and encodes 619 amino acids. The transcript is spliced from 23 exons. Gene Ontology annotation, molecular function: ATP binding; calcium/calmodulin-dependent protein kinase activity; calmodulin binding. NCBI's taxonomy places the organism in Eukaryota, Metazoa, Chordata, Actinopteri, Pleuronectiformes, Pleuronectidae. Gene Ontology annotation, biological process: protein phosphorylation. Gene Ontology annotation, cellular component: cytoplasm; neuron projection.